AAAUGUCUCUCAGCCAAUGGAGUUUAAGCACUCAGACACUCCCUCAAAUGGUGUAAACUAGCUGGAAAUCUCUUAAUCCACUUAAAACACUAAGGACCUAUUGUGUGAACUACCAUGGAAACUACAAUUCUAAAGAACAUCACAACACUUCUGCUUGUUUAUUUCACACAGUCGUAUGCUGAAAGGAAAGAUCUCUCUGGGAAAAUGUUCACCUUUCCUGUGGAGUCUGAUACAGCUCAUGUAAUCUUGGAUCCCAAUGAGAGCAACAGUCUGACUGCAGUGACGACGUGUCUACGUUUUUUCUCAGAUCUGACUAGAGCUCAGAGUCUUUUCUCUUUUGCCACCCCUGCCAGUCCGAAUAGCUUCCUUUUUUACAAACAAGUGAACCAUGUGUAUGAAAUAAAUGAGUAUGACAAUGUUGUAUUAUUUAGGGGAUUAGAGGACAUUGCCAAUAGAUGGAAUUCUGUUUGUGCUACUUGGAAUUCUCAAACUGGUAUUGCCCAACUGUGGGUAAAUGGGAAACCAAGCACACGAAAAGGGGUACGACGAGGAAAAGAAAUCUCUGGAACACCCAGCAUUAUCUUGGGUCAAGACCAGGACAGUUAUGGGGGGAAGUUUGACAAAGCACAGUCUUUUGUGGGAAUGCUUACAGAUGUGCACAUGUGGGAUAAAGUUCUUCCUUAUCCUGAGAUUGCUUUAUACAUGAACGGCAUUCCACAGAAGACUGGUGGCAACGUGAUCAACUGGAGCUCACUCGACUUUACCAUUAAGGAGUAUGUGCUCGUAGAGGACUUUGUAAAUGGUUUAAAUGGUUAAAAUGACAAAAAAAUGGUUAAAAUGACAUGACAAAAAUGCUUCACUACAUCAUGAAAUACAACUUUCCCUCUGUUUUCCUAUAAUUUGGGUCGAAAUCGCUAAAAGUAGCUUUAUGCUUUUGUCUUCUCUCUAGUGUUUUCUUAAUGCUUUAUUCCAGAGUGUUUACUGUUUUACAUUUUGGAGGCAAUCCAUGGUGUAUAUUGUUACUUCAUUGCAGUAGGCUAUUGCAGGGCAUCUGCUACACUGUGACUGAAUAUUUGAUUUAUGAGCUCCACCUUCAUCACCUGCAUUUGCCACUCUGUGUCCCAUUUCCCCAUCGUCUGGUUGACUCAGUCCUCUUUUAUGAAGUUUGCCCAGUUUCACUACUGCCAUCUUAUUUGCCCACCUGCUGUCUGAAGCACUUUUGUUCUCAGCCAAAGUGUACCCAAGCAAUUUUAGCAAGGUGGGAACAUACAAAAUGACAUGCA
This is a messenger RNA of Alosa alosa (allis shad), 1283 nucleotides long. Its product is annotated as serum amyloid P-component-like. The record is from RefSeq and is a predicted model, not a curated record. Bases 115 to 816 code for a protein of 233 amino acids. The transcript has 2 exons. NCBI's taxonomy places the organism in Eukaryota, Metazoa, Chordata, Actinopteri, Clupeiformes, Clupeidae.